Peronospora belbahrii is the source of this 1272-nucleotide messenger RNA. The record is from the annotation of a GenBank genome assembly. Lineage: Eukaryota; Oomycota; Peronosporomycetes; Peronosporales; Peronosporaceae.
AUGUCAUUUGCUUUGCUAGAAGGUGACGAUGAGACUUUUACGGACGUUCUAGAGCUGUUGAAUGAGUAUGAGGAGUACGAAGCAAUUGACGAUACGUCUCAGUCGCAACCUCGAGUCAAACAUUGCUCGUCGAGCUGUAGUUAUUUAUCUGAAAGUCCGGCAUGGACUGCAUUUGAAGCUGCACACCCCAUUAAUCAUAAUACCAAAAAACACCGCAAUCGGGCGCGAGAAAUACGACGACAAGAGGUGCAAUUCUUGCGCACGUGUGCCAUAAGACUCGAGACUGAGUUGAAUGCACUAAAUGAAGCAGUGGAACAGAGGGCACAGCUGAGAGUGGCAAUGGAAGGAUUGGACGAGACGAAUGCAUCGUCCAUGAGGUUGUGGAAAGAGUUGGCGACACGUCAAUUGGAACACCGUUUGGCUUCAGAAAGAGAGAAUAGUCGUCUCAAAGGCGCACUGGAAGACCAUCGGAAACUACGUGAAAUGCUGGAACGAGUAUUGAAUACGAGAGUCGCACGUCGAGUGAUGGAGACGAGCUUAACACAAGAGAAAAGGACAAGACGCGUACAUGGCGUGGCAUUGGAAGCGUCGGAUCAGGAGGUUUUUCAAGAACUAGAAGGUGGCGUGGAUUCCGUGUAUCAUGAAGCAGCAAAGGUAUUUGUCCAAGAGGAUAUGGGCAAUAUGACGUCUCCGGGAUUGUUUGAAGAAAAAACAUUGCCUUUUGAUCUCCAGGCGACCGCGGAAGCUGCGUGGAGGUGUCUCGCACACGCGUUCCAGAAUGAAAAAUACACGUUGUCAUACAACAGAGAGAUACAAAAGAAUGAUUCGGAGAAGGGAGUACAUGAUAACACCGUCGUAGAAAGCUUUGGCGUCGAGAUUAAAGUGGCAGACAAGGUGGCGGAUUUCAGGAUCAAACAAGUAUUCCGACGAUAUGUCGAGUCAGAUCGUAUUGUCAUUGCAUGGAAAUCUUACAUCGACCCGGCAGAGUUCAAAGAUCCGAGAAUGCGCUUUCGCUUUCAAGAAAAAGGCUCAAUGGUGAUUCAACAGCCGCUGAAGCCGCAGGUGUCUGGUGACGAGCCCACAACGCUGCGUAUCUGGCAUGUAAUUACUCCAGAGAUGCUAGAAAGUACAAAUAAUGCUCCGAGCUCCCAAUUUGUACAGGAUCUCACCGAUUUCGUGCUAAACGGAUCAUCGUCUGCAAGGACUGUUCAGAUGAUUGAAAACAUGCUACUUGAGGAGUCAAACAGAAGAAAUAUGCAGUACACUGUGUAA